Molecule: messenger RNA, 468 nt
Organism: Papaver somniferum (opium poppy)
Lineage: Eukaryota; Viridiplantae; Streptophyta; Magnoliopsida; Ranunculales; Papaveraceae
Exons: 1
Coding region: 1-468 (155 amino acids)
Molecular function (GO): RNA-DNA hybrid ribonuclease activity; nucleic acid binding
Source: RefSeq, a predicted model, not a curated record
AUGCCUGUCACUCAUGAUCAUAAGCAGCGCAUUCAUGUUCAAUGGAAACCUUCACAACCUUAUCAUUUUAAACUCAAUACUGAUGGUUCUGUUAAUGAUCGUAAAUUUGCAGGAAUGGGGGGUGUCCUUCAAGAUGACAAUGGUCAGUUUGUGGCUGCUUAUGCCGAGCAUCUUCACCGAGCAACCAACAAUUUGGUAGAAGUUUGUGCAGUUCGUCAAGGACUCAUUUUGGCAAACAAAUUGGGAAUUCGACAUCUUGAAGUGGAGUGCGACUCUCAACUCGUUGUCCAUUGGUCCCAAGGUAUCUCCACCCCUCCUUGGCAUAUCAAGUGGCUAGUUAAGGACAUCCAAGAACUACAGUCUCUUUUUUGUACUUGUAUAAUUAUUCACAACUAUAGGGAGACUAAUCAUGUAGCUGAUUUUUUAGCCAAAUCUGUCGCUGGCAAUUUUUGUCUGGAGAGUGAAUAG